Messenger RNA from Bursaphelenchus xylophilus (pine wood nematode), 554 nucleotides. The record is from the annotation of a GenBank genome assembly. Lineage: Eukaryota; Metazoa; Nematoda; Chromadorea; Rhabditida; Aphelenchoididae.
AUGACAGCUCCCAAAAUUUUCCUUUUAUUAUUUCUUUCGUUAUCAUUGGCAACUGCUGAGAACAAGACUUUGUACGAUACUUGUCUGAAUGAUGCUGUGGCCUCAAAAGCCCCUGCCAUCUACGAGCCUUGUGUUGCAAAGCGACCAAAAGAUACGAAACCUAUUGAACAGGAAGUUGAGGUAAGUCCGACUUAGAUUUUGGGCUAAUCAACCGGAAAUAAAAUUAAUUUGCGUAGGUAAAUGUGUUUUUUCAUACACAAACCUAGGAAGAUGACACAAAAAAAAUUAAAAUGUGAGUUUUGUGCCUCGAGCAAUUCUCCCUUGGUCAUCUUGUACCUAUGACAAACUUUUUGAAGUUUCUGUAACUUUCUGUUCCCAUUGUAUCCGAUAUGUUUUAGGACACGAUAAAACGUCUCCCCAAGAUGCCAUUUGAUGAGAGAGAAUCGGUAUUGAUGGGCCUACUCGCCACCGAAGCUCUAACUUUGUGCACGUUGGACAAGGCUUUCUGUGAUCGCUUGAAGAAACAGUUUGACCUAUUUCCUUAUCGAGGAUAA